Molecule: messenger RNA, 4805 nt
Organism: Anguilla anguilla (European eel)
Lineage: Eukaryota; Metazoa; Chordata; Actinopteri; Anguilliformes; Anguillidae
Gene: smg5
Product: SMG5 nonsense mediated mRNA decay factor
Exons: 22
Coding region: 364-3618 (1084 amino acids)
Biological process (GO): nuclear-transcribed mRNA catabolic process, nonsense-mediated decay
Cellular component (GO): telomerase holoenzyme complex
Molecular function (GO): telomeric repeat DNA binding; protein binding; telomerase RNA binding
Source: RefSeq, a predicted model, not a curated record
GCAAUUCUCGCGAUAUUCGCGCGGUCCAUGUCUGAGCAAUAAUGGCCGCCCUCCGAAUGAUAGCUGGAACGGGUAGUAACAGAACGUUCAAACUGGGACGUGAAAGCUGACCGAUAAUCAAGAAAAAUAUCCUGGCACUCCCUCCCCUACCCGGUUACUGAACGGAUGGGAAGAGGGGGUCAACCCCAAGCAACGUAAAGAAUCUAAACACAGACAAGUUAGGCGGACAAGUGAAAGGCUGCACAGCAUAACGUUAGCAUAGCAAGCAAGAGGAACGCAGACAGGCACGGUUUGUCAAAGGGUCUAAAUACAGUGGACGUCGGGAGCUUAGGGACGGACGAUAUCCUUGGUGCUGCAGCUAGUAUGAGUGGACCUGGGCAGGACAGCGAACCGGAGGCAAAAGUACUUCACAUCAAGCGACUGUACAGGGCUGUAGUGGAGUCUGUUCACAAGCUGGAUGUCAUCAUCAGCAACAAGUCGUCAUACAGGGAGGUGUUCAAGCCAGAGAAUAUCAGCCUGCGUAACAAGCUACGAGAGCUCUGUGUGAAGCUGAUGUUCCUUCACCCGGUGGACUAUGGCCGCAAAGCCGAGGAGCUUCUGUGGAGGAAGGUGUAUUAUGAGGUCAUCCAGAUGAUUAAGACCAACAAGAAGCACAUUCACAGUCGCAGCGCUCUGGAGUGUGCCUACAGGACUCACCUGAUUGCGGGCGUGGGCUUCUACCAGCACCUGCUGCUCUACAUCCAGUCCCACUAUCAGCUAGAGCUGCAGGACUGCAUUGACUGGACACAUGUCACUGACCCUCUCAUAGGUCGUAAGAAGCCGGUGUCGGCCACUGCCAAAGAGAUGGAAUGGGCCCAGAUGGCUUGCCACCGCUGCCUGGUGUACCUGGGUGACCUUGCGCGGUACCAGAAUGAGCUGGCGGGCGUGGAGGCGGAGCAGCUGGCAGAACGCUUCUACCACCAGGCCCUGUCCGUCACCCCGCACGUCGGAAUGCCUUUUAACCAGCUGGGGACGCUAGCGGGGAGCAAGUUCUACAACGUGGAAGCUACCUACUACUACCUGCGCUGCAUACAGUCGGAGACGCCGUUUGAGGGAGCCUACGGGAACCUGAAGCGGCUGUUUGACAAAGCAGCCAAGAUGUACCACCAAGUGAAGAAGCAGGAGAUCAAGAAGCUUUCCCCCUCAAGGCAGAGGUCUAAAGACAUCAAGCGACUUUUGGUGAGCUUCAUGUACCUGCAGAGUCUGUUACAGCCCAAGAACAGCGUGCUGGAAACAGAGCUGACGUCUUUGUGCCAGUCGGUGCUGGAGGACUUUAACCUGGUGCUCUUUUACCUGGCCACGCCCGCGCACGGCAGCAUAUCGGCCGGCGAGGAAGAGGAGGAGCACGACACCGGCUGCUCCUUCCUACCUGACACCCUGGUCUUCAAGAUGGUGGUCACCUGCCUCAUGGUGGUCCACAGCCUCAAGAGGGGAGGUUCGAAGCAGUACAGCGCAUCUAUUGCCUUCACACUGGCCCUGUUCUCCCACCUGGUCAACCACGUCAACAUCCGCCUGCAGGCGGAGCUGGAGGACGGAGAAAGCGAGGUGCCGCCUCUGCACACGGACAACCCAGAUGACCCGGACACGAGAGAGACCGCAGGGCCCGGGCCCUUAGAGGAGGAGGGCCUUCCAAACGGCACCGGGGGCGAGGAGGAGGAGGAAGAGGAGGACGAAGGGGAGGGGGUGGGCAGGACGAAGGGCGGGCUGCAGCUGGAGGAGGAGAAGCAGAAGCAGAAGAAGAAGUACUCGCGCCUCUCCAUGCUCCGCCGCCGCCGCUGCGUUCGCAAGGAGGACGAGAGCGACCUGAGCGAGGGCUUCCAGAGCGACGAGGACGAGGAGGAGGACGAGAGGGCCCAGGCCGACAGCCCGGGGGCCGCGGGGCCCCCCGCCGCCGGCCCCGCCCUGGGCAAGGAGGCCAAGCGCGACCGGCUGCCCGUGGAGGGGGGCUGGGAGAGCGGGUCCGAGGAGGAGGAGGGUGGGACGGCCUUCGACGUGGAGACGGACUCCGACAUGAACAGCCAGGAGUCCCGCUCUGACCUGGAGGACAUAGAGGACUCGGAGAGCCCGCCCCGAGACCCCCAGCAGCAGCAGCAGCAGCAGCAGCAGCCACAGCAGCCCCCCAGGGAGGAGCGGUCCACGCCCCCCGCCACCAACGGGCCCCUCCUGCCCAGCGACCCCAGCAUCAGCAGUAACCUGCAGGCCAUGUCCUCCCAGCUCUUCCAGGCCAAGCGCUGCUUCCGCCUGGCCCCCACCUUCAGCAACGUACUGCUCCGCCCCCAGCAGGCCUGCAGCCCCACCCCCGACUCCGCCCCCCCACAGGAGACCUCGUUACCCGGGGAGACGGCCCGCACUAUUAGCCCCAACACAGCCAAUGGAACAAACGAUAAUGAGGGAGAGUCAGACUCUGAGGGCAGCGAGCACAGUAACCAAUCAUGCCACAGUGAGAAGACCCUCUCCGAGAGACUGGAGAUUCUGACCAAUCAGGGCCUCAUCCAGGUUGUCAAAGUCUUUGUGGAUUGGCUCAGAACAAACACUGACAUCAUUGUCAUGUGUGCACAGAGUUCUCAGAGCCUGUGGAACAGACUGUCCGUGCUGCUCAACCUUCUGCCCGACGGCAACAAGAUGCUGGAAGCAGAGCUGGGGCUGAACCCAGAGGUUACGGAGCUCCUGCAGGAGUGCGAGCGCCCCGGACUCACCCAAACCCUGCUGCUGCCCGAGGACCUGGCGCUGCGCCACCUGCCCGCCCUCAGCCUGGCACACCGCAAACUCGACUUCACACGCGAGAGACCCGCCCUCAGCCCGCUGCAGGAGUGUGUAGUGCGUCUGUGCUGUAUUCGCAGUUUUGGCCACUUCCUGACCAAUCUCCAGGGCAACGUGCUGCACUUCAACCCGGAGGCGGGCAUCUUCACCAGCAUCAGCCAAUCGGAGCAGGAGAACCUGGUGCAGCAAGCCAAGGCCCAGUUCCGCAUGGCCGAGGAGGAGGCCCGUCGCAACCGGCUGAUGAGAGACAUGGCCCAGCUCCGCCUACAGUUGGAGGUGUCCCAGCUGGAGGGCAGCCUGCAGCAGCCCAAGGCCCAGUCCUCCAUGUCCCCCUACCUGGUGCCCGACACAGCCGCCCUCUGCCAGCACCUGGGCAUCCUGCGCCAGCUCGCAGGGAGCGGCUGCUUCAUCAUCAUCAUCCCCCGCACAGUGAUCGAUGGUCUGGACGUGCUGAAGAAGGAGAACGCAGGAGCGAGGGACGGAAUCCGCUUCCUGGAGUCGGAGUUCCGCAAGGGCAACAGAUACAUCCGCUGUCAGAGGGAGUCUGGGCGGAGCUUUGAGAGGGACAAGCUCAAGCGGCUGGACAUUGAGGCGUGGCACCUGUACAAGAUGGUGGACAGCUGCCGUCAGCUGACCGUCUCCCAGAGCAACGGCGAUGAGGACACGGCGGGCAUGGUCACCAUCCUUACGGGACACUCCACGGAGGACCUGUCGGCUCGCUCCCCGUCCAUGAAGUCGGCAGUCCAGGCUGUGGCUGCAGCAGGCAUGGAGCUGAAGAACAUUCUGGAGUUCUACCGGCAGUGGAAGGAGAUUGGCUGAAAGCGUGAGAGGGCGCGGUCGGCACGGCGGUCAGCUGAUCACACACUCACUCCCUCUCUCUCUCCCACUAUUUUGCUCUGUCUGUAUCCACGUCUCCAGGAAACAUAAAUAAAGAAGGAACGAAAGAGGGUGGAAAAAAGUGCAACAGUAGGGGAAAGAAAAGCAAGAAAUGGGCCUGGGGGUUACUAAAAAAAACGUCCGCAGAUCCCUACCCCAACGGAGGAAACGAUUCCAAAAGUUGGGGUGGGGGUAAGAAAGGGGGACAAAACAACCAAGUGCUCCCUGUACACGUCAUAACCAGGUAUAUACUCUGUAUGGAUAAAUGAGUAUAUACGCGCCGAGAGAGAAAUUUACACAGACACACACACAAAUAUAUAUCUAGAGAAGUGCUUUUGUAUUUUUGUUUCAUUCUUUUACCCUGAGUUCUUGUGGAGAUGAGGGGACACAAUCAGGAAGCCUGUGUUUGGUUUGCAUGGCUACAGCUGGGUUGUAACAGUAACCUGACAGAAAGCAAGAGGGGGGGAAAAAAAGUCCCUGAAGAACAUCUGUCCAGUGUUCAGCCCCAAAACCAACUGGGACUUGAAGCUUAAAGGGCAGAAAAGGAAUCAGGUCAGUGGAUGUACACUUCUUAGGAAUUGUUUUCUCUCAUAUGUGGCUGAUCUAUUUUUUAUUUUUUUGCUGUGUAUUUUUGUGACUGGUGACAAAAGUAUUGUAUUGUCUGUAUGGAGGGGAAGAUCUACAAAGGCAGGUUGCACCCUGGCUGUUUGAAUUUGAUUUUAUUUUUGUAUGUCGUACUGUAAAUUUUGCUUUUGUAAGCUGUUAUAAAGAAACGGAAAUUACGGGGAUCGGGUCAGUGUCUUGUAACGUUCCUGAAACUCACAUCAUGCCUCUUUUAUGAAACUAUCCCCACUUCCUGCCAAGGCAAGGUCUGUGGGGGGGUGGGCCCGGAUCCUUGGUCAGUCUAUAGACAUACAUGGUCCAAGUAGACGGUAGACCCAACGAGUGGACUGCUGUAAAACUUUGGUUCUGCAGCAUCUCCACCUUUCUGAAAUCCAAGCGCAGUUCACAAAAUUCCCUUCCCACACAUCUACCAUUACUACUCCAUACUUCCUGUUUCAUAAUGCACUGUGCAGAGGAAUCCAACGUGUGUGGCCACGCAUUAAACAAUAAAAUGUUUCGUUUACGAA